AUGAACAAGUACGUGUUUGUAACUGUAUUUAUGUGUGCUUUGGCAUUAACCAAUGCCAAACCUAGUCACGAUAAAGAAGAAGAAAAUGACUCAUCACCAAAAUCUGAUUUAUCUGAAUUCAAUAAAAUAGCUCAAUACGUCAAUGAUGAAUACAACACCACCGUGUUACUGGACGCUGUUAAAAUGAUAGAGAAAAUCAACGAAAAGUGCCCGAAUAUACAAACACAAAUCGAUAGUGUUGGUGAAGAAGUCCAUAACUGUAUGGUAGGAGUUGAGCUAGGUAACGAUACCCUCUGCCAUAUGGUUAAGACGCAUUUGGUUAGAUGCUUAAAACCAAUCGGAGUGGUCAUCAACACUUGUUUGCCUGAAGAGUCCAAGGGUCUUCCAAUUUUAGUCGAAAAAAUGGUCCAAGGUCUCAUUAACCAAGCUUGUGAAUCUACUGUAGAAGAAAUUUUGGAACUUUUCAACCCAUGCAUCUUUGAAACAGACACUGAGGAUGUGCAUGCUUGUCAAGAAGCUGACGCGGUUAUUGAAGAAUACAGAAACAAACUUCCAUCCAAAUCACUUGUUUGUCAUACUUUACCAAAAGCAAGAAACUGCGUUAAAGCUAUGGUUGAAGGAUCUUGUAAAAACCCAAUCACCCAAAAUUCUGUGUUGAAAUUCCAUGAUGCCGCUGAGCACGCAAUUAAAGAAGAUUGUGAUGUUCUUAAUAAAGCUUAA
Molecule: messenger RNA, 720 nt
Organism: Psylliodes chrysocephalus
Lineage: Eukaryota; Metazoa; Arthropoda; Insecta; Coleoptera; Chrysomelidae
Source: the annotation of a GenBank genome assembly